Cylicostephanus goldi is the source of this 378-nucleotide messenger RNA. NCBI's taxonomy places the organism in Eukaryota, Metazoa, Nematoda, Chromadorea, Rhabditida, Strongylidae. The record is from the annotation of a GenBank genome assembly.
AUGAAUGCAAGAAGCUUUCGGUUUCCUCCCUCAACAUGUCCAACGCUCGAAGAACGAACUAUAAAUGCAAAGAUAGAGAAUUCAGAAGACGAAAAACCAUUGCAACGAGCUAAAGAUAAACCAUUCCCUGUGGAUGAUGUCCUGGCACGUUCAUCCAAAGAAACGGGACCACCUUCAGCUCAGCCUGUUGCGGACACCAAGCAAGAUGCUAAUGCUACUCUUGGUAGUAUAUACUUCGGCUAUGGGUACGACUCCACAAGAAAUCGACGAGAGCUGUCCGAACCACGGGUUUCUACGAACAAAGGCUACCCUGAGGUUGAUCUUGUGGGUGAAUUACGAGUACUGGACUCACCUGAGGACGUCAUGUAUUUUGGUAAG